CAAGAACGCCAACUCAGAGAGAGAGGGGUCUCUUGACUUGUGAAAGUUUCAAGAAUCCCCAUAGGUCUUCCUUUUCCUGGCGGUACUCCGACAGAGGAACUCCAUAAACACAUUCGGAUUGGUCUCAUGGUCAAGGAGUGCAUUAAUAACUACAUGAGCAAGGAUGAAACACAGAGAUAUCUACAGAGUCGGUAUCAAUUCACACGUCAAGAUAUCAACGAAGCUUGGGGUCUUCUUGAACGUAAAAAUCCAGACUCCUUAAGAUUACACAAUGAAAGGAUCCGUCAGCGCAACCUAAGGACCUGUGAGCGUGUUGCAUCAAGUUCGCCACGAGAGGGAACUUCAGCUAUACAGGGAGAGCAAGAGAAGCAACGUCUAUCUCCACCACCUCCUCCUUCUGCUCGCCGCCCAUUUUGGAAUUCUCCAAAUGUCCAGAGAUACGCUGCUGCAUCACCUCAAGUGCCGCAAGAAGCAGCUAAUAAUGCUAAUGCUCUAGAGAACCAAAACCUUCAAGCCUCUCCAGCUUACCCCAACGACUUUUGGCAGCAGCUUUUGAAUACUUUGGACCAGAUUCAGAGUAAAACACGGCAUUUGAGUGCUUUGCGUGAGAUUAAGAUUAGUACAGAUCAGACGGUCGAGCUACUGACUGAUGGACAUGGAUUUGGACCACAUCCUUCUGCUGCCAGAUCCUCCCAGAGACAGCGACUUGGGGAAGCAGAAGAGAGAGGUGGUGAUGGAGAAACAGAGAAGCUGCAGAAGAAAGAGGAAGGUAACAUUAAAGAAGCAGAGAAGAAUGAGAGAGGUGACUCAAUGAAGAAGUAGAGAAGCUGCACGAUUAGAAUCUACAGUUGCCACAAUAAACGCAUGCACAGUUCUUACAUUAGCAUAGUUUUUUUUCAUAUUGCGUAUGACACAUAUACAUGUUGCUUACUUUCUUAUUAUCAUCCUAGAUGCUACUACUAGUACUAGCUAUGCUGUUUGGAAAAACAUUGGGGGAGCAAUUUUAUCGUGUUUCUCGAAGCUUUGUAUUGUGGAGGAGGGAUAAACAUGUAACAAGUUACAAUCUGAUGGAGUUUUUUUCAUAAUUCAGUUAAUACUGUAGUUUUUAACCCAUCUUUUCUGAUACAAAUAUUUAAAUGUCACACAUAGGUACUAUAACUUUUAAGUACCUAGCGUUAACACACACAAAAAACCAAGAUAAUUGAAUGAAAACUGACUCUAGAUUUGUAAUA
This is a messenger RNA of Brassica napus (rape), 1232 nucleotides long. RefSeq lists its product as uncharacterized. The transcript is spliced from 6 exons. NCBI's taxonomy places the organism in Eukaryota, Viridiplantae, Streptophyta, Magnoliopsida, Brassicales, Brassicaceae. Bases 127 to 822 code for a protein of 231 amino acids. The record is from RefSeq and is a predicted model, not a curated record.